Molecule: messenger RNA, 1932 nt
Organism: Entrophospora candida
Lineage: Eukaryota; Fungi; Glomeromycota; Glomeromycetes; Entrophosporales; Entrophosporaceae
Source: the annotation of a GenBank genome assembly
AUGCCAUUGUCGAGUGUGGUAUCUGAAGAACAAAAUGGCAGCCUAAGUCAUGUGCAGCUAUUAAUAGAAGAGCUCUCCGAUGGUGAAUUUCAACAAUUGUCAGAAUUCAUUCUAAAAAAACAUCGGAAAAAAGAUAUAAUUUCAGAAAUACAACCAAUGCUAGCCCAACAUUUACUCGCAUUGGUCGAUCCAAAAACUUUAUGCCUAAUAAGAAGAGUUUCUAAAGCUUGGAAAAUUCGCGCCACCGACAAUGUUCUUUGGAAGAAGCAUUGUACAUCCGCCGAUUUUCUUUCAGAUAUUCCUAAAUCCUUUAAACAUAACACUUUAUCCGCUGAUUACUAUUUCCAGCUUUAUAGACAUAAUGUUUUGGUUGAACAGAAUUGGGAGAAUUUUCAUUUCACACAAAACGUUUUCCAAGCUCACAAAGAAGGAAUCACGUGUAUAUCUGGUUCUGAAGAUUUGUUUUAUACCGGAUCUUUUGAUAAAUCGAUUAAAAUCUGGGAGCUACCUAGUAAAAAACUUUUAUCUACUUUAGAUCAUCAUUCUGAAGCUGUUCAAUGUUUGGCUUUAGGUAAAACAAUAUUAGUAUCUGGUAGCUGGGAUAAAACAAUAAUUGUAUACGCUCUUGAUAAUAAUUAUUCAAUAAAACAUAGAUUGCAUGGUCAUCUGGCCGGUAUAAUUUCUUUGACUAUGAUGCCGGAUGAAACUUUAUUAUUUUCUGGUUCAGUAGAUAAAAUCAUACGCAUUUGGAAUUUACAAAAUGGUGAAUGCUUACACAGGCUUGGUGGAAUUGGUGGAACAGUAGGCGCUUUAUCACUGAUUCCAAAAAAUCCUUCUCCCUCUUCUUCUUCAAAUAACAUCAUUGAUCAUAAUGAAGAAAACAUUCAAUAUUAUUUAGUUUCUGGAUCAAAUGACAAUUCAAUUCUAGUUUGGGAUCUCUAUUAUGAUGAUGUUGACAAUGGCAAUGAUACUCAAAAACAAAAAUCCUCGUCAUCGGUCGAAAAUAUAUCAAUUAGGAAACCUCGAAUAAUUAAAAGAUUAGAAGGUCAUACCAGGGCCAUUACUUGCUUAACAUGGUAUAAAGAUACUUUGGAACAACAAAUCAAAUCAUUUGAUCAAGAAAAUUCUUAUUUAGAAGACAACCAUCAUAAUGAUUUAGUUCACAUCAAUACAUCAAAAUUUAUAAGAUCCGGGUCAGCAUCACCAGGUGGUACCGAUAUUUCUGAAACUGAAGAAAUAGGAACAUCAUCAUCAUCAAAUACACAUGACUCGAUAGAAAAUUCAUUAAUAGAUAAUAAUGUUGUUGAUAAUAAAAAUAUUAAUGAUCCAAUCGUUAUUGAAACAAUUAGAAUUAUUUCAUCUUCUGCCGAUUCUACUAUUCAUAUGUGGGAUCUUGAUACAGGUCAAUUAAUUGGCAGUGCAAAAGAUCAUAAUGACAUAGUAUGGGAUCUUCAAUGUAAUUCAUCUAGACUUGUUUCCGUCUCUUCGGAUGGAUUUAUUAAAGUGCGAUCAUGGCAAAACUUCGGACCAUCUAAUAAUAAUAGAAGUAAUAAGAACAAUCGUACCAUGUCAGAUCAUUCCCCACAAUCUUAUGAUCAUGAGAAAAUCCUUUUUGCUCCAGCUGCCGCUCUUGUUGAAGUUGAUUGUGGUAUCAAAUGCCUUUUAAUGACUCGCGAAUGGUUAAUUUGUGGAACGGAAGAUGGAGUUUUAAUUGCUUUAGAAUUUCAUUAUAAUAAUAAACAAGCUCUAAAUGAAAAUACUUAUAAUGAAAGAAUGGAAAAUUUCAAAGAUUGGUAUAACGAAGUAUAUAAUAGUAUUGAAAAAUUAUACAAAUUAUACUUGGAAAUAGCCAACCAAGAAGAAAAGGUAGAAAAACGAUCUAAAGCAAAAGUAGAUGAACUACUUCAAAAGAUAUAUGGCUUAGAAAUUUAG